AUGCAGACGGCGUAUAUCGCUAGGGCGUACGGAGAUGGUAGUAACGUCACCAAGAUAAGACAACAUCAACUUGGCUGGCCGAAUGGUUUGUGCGUUGAUUUUGAAGCGGAUCGUUUGUAUUGGGUGGAUGCUUAUUUUGACAGAAUUCAAAGUUCUGAUUUUAACGGCAAUGAUUUGACCACGUUAGAAGGACAUUCUAUAACUCAUCCAUUUGGAAUUUCCGUUUAUAAAGAUAGUAUAUAUUUUACCGACUGGAGGAUGGAAGCCAUUUUGAAAAUUGAUAAAAAUGGUGGAAAAGAACGAAGAAUUCGAUCAGGGAUUGGGAAAAUGAUGGGAAUUAAGAUUUUUGAUAAAGAUUUACAACCAAUAUCUUCUCAGAAUCCAUGUACACGAAGAAACGGAGAUUGCUCCCAUUUCUGUUUCCCGGUACCAGUCAGUCCUAGUUUAAUAAUAAUAGGCCGUCACUGUGCCUGUCCCUAUGGUUUCAAACUGAAAGAAGAUCAACGAUCGUGUGAACCCAAUCCCAACGAACCUAACCCCGCCUCCUGUCCGUCUGGUUUGUACGAAUGUAGAAAUAGACGAUGUAUACCUCAAUCGUAUAAAUGUGAUCGAGACAACGACUGUCUGGAUAAUUCUGAUGAAGACGAUUGUCCGACAGGUUAG
Lottia gigantea (owl limpet) is the source of this 663-nucleotide messenger RNA. RefSeq lists its product as hypothetical. Lineage: Eukaryota; Metazoa; Mollusca; Gastropoda; Lottiidae. The coding region runs from base 1 to 663 and encodes 220 amino acids. The transcript has 4 exons. Gene Ontology annotation, molecular function: protein binding. The record is from RefSeq and is a predicted model, not a curated record.